UUAAACUCUUAUGACACCAAAACCAUCCGAAGAAGGCAGAAUUGUACGCAUUGUCUUUCUUGCCCUACUAUUGGAUUUACUUUCUUUUACUAUUAUCCUUCCGCUUUUUCCUAGACUUUUGAACUUUUAUCAAUUUCAUGACACACAUCAAAAUUCAAUUCUUCAAUAUUUAUUACGUUGGUUACAUGACUACAAACUCUGGUUGAAUAAAGAAAACGAUGUUAAAUGGGAUACAGUCAUUUUAGGUGGAUUUAUUGGCUCACUGUUCUCAUUACUGCAGUUUAUGGUAUCUCCUUGGAUUGGUUUUACAAGUGACAAAUAUGGACGUCGUAAAGUAUUAUUAUGGACCAUGAUCAGCAAUAUGCUAUCUACCGCCAUUUGGCUGAUUGCUCAAUCAUUUCAUCUCUUUUUGGCUGCUCGUAUUUUGGCUGGACUCAGUGAAGGCAACGUACAACUCAGUAUUGCUAUUAUAUCAGAUAUCACUUCAACUGAACAUCGAUCAAAAAAUAUGGCAUUAGUGGGCAUUGCGUUUGCUACGGCGUUUACAUUUGGACCUCCUUUAGGUGCAUGGUUUGCUUCGAUAGAUAUCUCACAAACUUGGCUUGUUGAUUGGAUCCCUGGAUUGUACCCUUAUUCUAUGGCUGCUUUGGUGGGAUUGAUUCUUCUUGUCAUUGAAACCAUUUAUUUGUACGUAUCACUCCCAGAAACGGCAUUUCGGACAACAACACAGUCAGUAUCAUCAACACAAUACAAACAACAACAAAAACAACAGCAGCAACAACACGAACAUAUUCGAAAACUCAAUUUACUUCAAUGUCUCUUCUCAUUUUUAUUCUCGGGUAUGGAAUUUACGUUGGUAUUUUUGACAUUUGACAUACUGGAUUAUAGUCAUAUGCAACAAGGGAAACUUCUUGGAUAUAUGGGUAUUCUUUCAGCAGUGAUUCAAGGCGGAUAUGUACGACGACGAGGACAAAUAAUAGGCGAACGUCGAUUGAUAUUACAAGGCAUGAUAUCUGGGGUCAUGGGUCUAGGAUGUUUGGCUGUGGUUGGCAUGGGUAUUGAAUCAUUCAACACGACUUGGAUGGUACCAUUAUGGCUUUAUGGCGGUGUUGCAUGUUUAGCAAUGACUAGUGGGACGGUGGUGAAUAGCUUGACGAGUCUAGUUAGUGUACAAUGUGAAGAUCAUGGCAAGGACAAGGGAAAAACUUUAGGUGUAUUCCGUAGCUUUGGUCAAUUGGGUCGUGCAUGUGGUCCUCUUUCAGCUUGUACUCUUUAUUGGUUGGUAGGUCCUUCCUGGUGUUAUGGUUUUGGCUCCAUGGCUAUGUUUUGUCUUUUACUCUUAUCUAUAGGCAUUCUUCCCCACUCUCCUACUGCGAUCAAAAUCGAUUGAUCUAUUGUUUAUCUUUUAUUAUAGUCAUAUAUCAUCAUCUUUUUUUUUUUUUGUAUAUAUUCAUUGUUAUAUUACCAUAUCUAUAUUUUACCUCCCACCUCUCUC
Messenger RNA from Halteromyces radiatus, 1495 nucleotides. Its product is annotated as major facilitator superfamily domain-containing protein. The record is from RefSeq and is a predicted model, not a curated record. Bases 11 to 1390 code for a protein of 459 amino acids. Gene Ontology annotation, molecular function: transmembrane transporter activity. NCBI's taxonomy places the organism in Eukaryota, Fungi, Mucoromycota, Mucoromycetes, Mucorales, Cunninghamellaceae. The transcript is spliced from 3 exons. Gene Ontology annotation, biological process: transmembrane transport. Gene Ontology annotation, cellular component: brush border membrane.